AUGAGCAGCGGGAGCGACAGCACCACCACCAGCAGGUGGCCGGAGCUCGCCACCCUGCGCGCGCUGGCGCGCGACGCCGCGGAGCAGCUGCAGCUGCAGCUGCCGCGCGUCGCCAUGUCGGCCUCGGCGGGUGCGGCAGGCGGGAGGGAGCCGACGAAGCGGCAGCCGGCGGGGUGGCGCGGGCGAGACCGAGAGGACCACGUCCACGGCCACGGCAAGACGGCCAAGGUGAUGCACCUGCUGCUCUGGGGACCCAAGUGA
Molecule: messenger RNA, 261 nt
Organism: Miscanthus lutarioriparius
Lineage: Eukaryota; Viridiplantae; Streptophyta; Magnoliopsida; Poales; Poaceae
Source: the annotation of a GenBank genome assembly